CAGCGCCCUCAUCUGCGUCUGCAUCUGCGUCUGCAACCGCAACCGCAACCACAUCCGCAUCCGCGGCCCAGACAAGCACUUGCGCUCGCUGUCCUGCAUCAUCGGCCUGGUUCUCGCUUCGUCCGCACUUCCUCGGCACAUCUCUUGGCUCUAGCUCCAAUCGCCAGCCCCCUGUUGCAUUUUUCGUCGCCAUCAAUGAACCCAGCAACGGCGGCCGCCGCGGCCGGUGGGCUCACCGCCUACUACAAAAACAAAAUCGAGGAGCUCGAAAUCAAAAGUACUGCCAUGUCGCAGAAUCUGCGACGUCUGGAAGCCCAGCGCAAUCAGCUCAACUCCAAAGUUCGGCUGCUCCGCGAAGAGCUGCAGCUGUUACAAGAGCCCGGAUCCUAUGUCGGCGAAGUCGUCAAGCUCAUGGGCAAAAAAAAGAUCCUGGUCAAGGUCCACCCCGAAGGCAAAUAUGUCGUCGAUAUUAGCCCCUCAAUCGACAUUGCCGAGCUCAAGCCAACGGUUCGAGUGGCCCUCCGACACGAUUCAUAUCAGCUGCACAAGGUUCUCCCUAACAAGAUCGACCCUCUUGUCUCGCUCAUGAUGGUGGAGAAGGUCCCGGACUCGACCUACGAAAUGAUCGGAGGUCUGGACAACCAGAUCAAAGAGAUCAAGGAGGUGAUUGAGCUGCCAGUCAAGCAUCCUGAGCUGUUUGAAGCCCUUGGUAUCGCUCAGCCCAAGGGUGUGCUUCUAUAUGGUCCGCCUGGAACCGGCAAGACUCUUCUUGCACGAGCCGUCGCCCACCACACGGACUGCAAGUUCAUUCGCGUCAGUGGCUCCGAGCUUGUCCAAAAGUACAUUGGCGAAGGUUCUCGCAUGGUGCGCGAGCUCUUUGUCAUGGCCCGGGAGCACGCUCCCUCGAUUAUAUUUAUGGACGAGAUCGACUCUAUCGGCUCCAGUCGAUCCGAGUCGAGCGGCAGCGGCGGAGGUGACUCGGAAGUCCAGCGCACGAUGCUCGAGCUGCUGAACCAGCUUGACGGCUUUGAAGCCACUCAGACGAUCAAGGUGAUCAUGGCCACCAACCGUAUCGACAUUUUGGACUCGGCACUGCUGCGUCCUGGCCGUAUUGACAGAAAAAUCGAAUUCCCCCCACCAAAUGAGGCGGCCCGCACUGACAUUCUCAAGAUUCACUCCCGACGAAUGAACCUCACUCGCGGCAUCAAUCUUCGAAAGAUUGCUGAGCAAAUGGGCGGAGCCAGCGGCGCCGAGGUCAAGGGCGUGUGUACUGAGGCCGGUAUGUAUGCCUUGCGCGAACGCCGUGUCCAUGUCACCCAGGAGGACUUUGAAAUGGCCGUAUCCAAGGUCUUGAAGAAGGAUUCGGAGCAGAACAUGAGUAUCAAGAAGCUCUUCAAGUGAGCUUGCCUUGUAGCUAUCUUGCUAGCGAGCUCCAUGUACCUCGAUCAACCUGGCGAGCCGUCAUUCCUAUUAUAUGGGCAUCAAUAAACUCAAAUCACAAAAGUCGAGCGAUUGCAGAGCAGACAGCGACCGCCAGGGACCCCACUUGUCCCGACUUGCUAUAAAAGUCAAUCCGGAAAAUGGGAUCGU
Messenger RNA from Polychytrium aggregatum, 1590 nucleotides. Its product is annotated as P-loop containing nucleoside triphosphate hydrolase protein. The transcript is spliced from 4 exons. Bases 196 to 1401 code for a protein of 401 amino acids. Lineage: Eukaryota; Fungi; Chytridiomycota; Chytridiomycetes; Polychytriales. Gene Ontology annotation, cellular component: proteasome regulatory particle, base subcomplex. Gene Ontology annotation, biological process: proteasome-mediated ubiquitin-dependent protein catabolic process. Gene Ontology annotation, molecular function: ATP hydrolysis activity; proteasome-activating activity; ATP binding. The record is from RefSeq and is a predicted model, not a curated record.